Messenger RNA from Apus apus (common swift), 4872 nucleotides. It is a transcript of the gene TMX4, whose product is annotated as thioredoxin related transmembrane protein 4. The record is from RefSeq and is a predicted model, not a curated record. The coding region runs from base 11 to 994 and encodes 327 amino acids. Lineage: Eukaryota; Metazoa; Chordata; Aves; Apodiformes; Apodidae. The transcript is spliced from 8 exons.
CCGGCGGAAGAUGGCGGCGGGGCGCUGCGGCGGGCGCCCGCUUCUCCGCGCUCUGCUCGCUCUGCUCCUCGCAGCGGGGCUGGGUCCCGCCGCCUCCGCCUCCUCCUCCCCCCGGGCGGGCAGCCCCGGUGAGCCGCGGAGCCGCGUGCAAGUGCUGAGCGGCUCCAACUGGAGCCUGGUGUUGCAGGGCCAGUGGAUGUUGGAGUUCUAUGCUCCUUGGUGUCCAGCUUGUCAACAGAUUGAACUGACAUGGGAGAGUUUUGCAAAGGAAAGCGAACAUCUAAAUAUCACUGUGGGAAAGGUGGAUGUCACUCAAGAGCCAGGCUUGAGUGGUCGUUUCUUUGUCACAACUCUUCCUACAAUUUACCAUGCAAACGAUGGAGUAUUUCGCAGAUACCGAGGCUCACGGACAUUGGAAGAUCUUGAAGAUUAUGUUUUAGAGAGAAAAUGGGAAGCUGUGGAGCCUGUAGCAGGAUGGAAGUCUCCAUCUUCUAUAAUGAUGCAUGGUAUGGCAGGGCUAUUUCACCUCUCUGGAUGGAUUAGGCAAAUUCAUAGCUACCUCACUGGCACUCUUGGAAUUCAUGUUUGGAUUUCUUAUGCAAUCUUCAUCUCAGCUACCUUAUUGAUUGGCCUGUUCCUGGGUUUGAUACUGGUUCUGAUUUCAGACUGCCUUUGCCCACCCAAGGCAAGAUAUGGAGCUGAAACACCUGAAGCAAUUACCAAGGAUAAUGUGGAGAAUGCAUUGUUAGAAGAACCAGAGGAGGCUGCAGAGCUUUCAGCAGAUGAUGCAGAAGAGAAUGCAGAUAUAAAAGAUCUCUCAGAUGGAGAAGAUGAAGCAAAUUCAAGUGCUGAUGACUCAGAGGAGGAUUUAGCCCUUGGAAAAGAAUCAGAGGAAGAAGAUAUGGAAGACUUAAGUGAACAACCUUUAGUUGAUUCAGAGACUGAAAGCACGGUAAGACAGCGUAAAAGUCAGGUGAUUGAUAAUGGACUAUAGUUGUUUCAGUGCUGCAUUUUCUACACUUGGACCAAAGAAGUAUCAUGCCCUUUGAAGCUGAGGCUUACAGUUGUCAUUUGUGUUUACGCAAAACCUCUGUUCUGUCAGCAGGUGUCUCUUUUAAGCUAAUACUUGCUCUUUUGGUUUGUUUUAUAAGCACAUAUGCUUUGUGUUGUAUAAUGUUAGCCAUGACAAUCAAAGUAAAUCUAUCUUAUCUGUUUCAAAUCUUCUAAGAGAAAAGGGGUAUCAGAGUCUUAGUUCAGUGGCUAUAAAAUGGUCAUCUAUGCUUGUGUUACUUUUUAAGUGUUGGCCUAAGCAAGAUCUUUUAACUCUUUACAGUACCUUGGCAGGACUGUGACUUUUCUGUGUGAAUGUUUGUUGUUUCUAAAUGUCACAGAAGCACCAGAUAAGUGGUAAAGUAGUGAAAGAAGGCACCUUACUAGUCUUCAGUUAAAAAUGUUGUAUAUUAUGGUUUUGUUUUUAUUACUUCCAACUGAAGUAUCUUUCUCUUUAAUUUUUAUCAACGUUUGUUUUUAAAAUGUAUCAUACAUUACACUGUGUGCCCCCAGACUUUUCUGCUUUUGGUAAUUUGGAGGCACGCACCAGACCUCAAGUGUGUCAGCUGAGAUUUUUUUACCCAAGGAAUUUGAGCUAUUGAAAACCUGAGGCUGAGAGAGUGGUAGCUAAACAUGUAAAAUUCACUCAAACUUUUAAAAGGUUUAAAGGAAAUUAUUUUGGUCACGGGGGAUUUUUGCCAAAGUAUGACUGUUGGUUUUUUUUGUUAGCCUCCCUCCUCACCCCUUUAGGUGAUUGUAGCAAGAAGUAUUCAUUUUGCAGUCAGUAGGUUGUAUUUUUCUUGCCAAAUAAAAGCUUGUCAUAUGCAGUGCAGUUCUACCAUUUUCAACUCAGUCCUUUUUGGCAGAACUCAAACUGCUUGUCACUGGAAUUGGCAUGUUAGAAAAAGAGAGGGGCACAAGGCUUUUGCUUUUACUGCUUUUAUCAAGAUAAGCAUGUGUUUAUUGAACAGUGUGAAGUGAAAAUGGCUUACCAGGUAGACAGCAUUAGGUGUGGUUAGAAGACUUAAGUCAUAAAAGAUCUCAGUAUUUUCCUCCUUUGACUUGGUUAAUAUAUAAGGCACUUUUUUUUUUGUUAAGGAAUACCUACAGUGAGAUCCUGUAUGUUCCUGUUUUCUUCAUCAUGUGCAUAAGAUGGUGUCUUAAUCUUGAUUUGUAUAUAUAUAUAUAUAUAUAUAUAUAUAUAUGUAUCUGUAUACAUAUAUUGCAAAACCUUGCUAACAUGCAUGAAUUUAAUCUUCUUCAAGAAUACAGAGUGAUUGGAGAUGGAAUUAUCUCUCAUUAGAAGAGAUAAGUUGCAAGUGCAAAAUGCUGGUUUCCUUUGAGACUGAGAUUAAUCGGGCAAAUUUGUGUUAAAAUUGUUUUGUUGUGGUUUUUUCAAAUGCUCAUGAACAGCAUAUUUACUAAGAAGCUUAACUUUUCCUGUCUGUGUCCUGUUGCAUACUGUAUCUUGGAACUUGGCAUUUGUCUGUUACAGCUGUGCAAAGAACAGAAUUACUAGAUUGAAUAUGAGUUUUCUUAAGGUAUGUUCUGGGUCUGGAGCUUGAAUUUCAUAUAGUAGACACAUGUAAACAUGCUUUCACAUAUCUGAAAACGUACAGUUGGUUAUAUAUAUAUAUACACACAUUGCACUAUAAUGAGAACAGUUUGUCUUGUGCUGUUUGGGCAAUGUCCCAUGUAAUCGAGCAGUUUUAGAAGCUCACAGGCAGCAGGAUUCAGUAGCAGUUGGGGUACACAGUGUCUUUAUAAAAAAACAAACACCAAAACAACAAAAAACCAAAACAAACACUCCAAACUCAAGCUUAAGCUUUUAUUUGCAAAAAUUAGGAAAACCUAGCGGCCGUUGUGGCCUGCAGGGAAGAGCUGUGCACCUAAAAGCUGAGUAUAGAUUUUUUGUUUCCAUGAUAUAUUUGCUUUUUGCAUUAUCUGUGCAUCAGGAGCUCAUAAAAGUUUAAAAGAAAACCAAGACCUUAACCCUAUUUAAUGAGACAAGUAGGAGUCUGUGUGUAUAUUCAGUUAUAUGAACUUGCGUAAGAUAAGAAUGGGCAUAACCCAUCAGUAAUAGAUCCAAAACUACCAGACACUGAAAAAUAGAUGGGACUGUAUCCAGUGCAGAUUGAGGGCAGUGAUGCCUUUGGUUGUGUACCAAAGAGGAUAUUUUACACUGCAUAGAGUCUUCUGAUAUUCCUUGUGUAGGAGGGAGCGUGUCAAUAUUACAUUUUUAUUCAGUUCCUUUUUACUUUUGUAAUACAGUGACAGUCACCUAAUGUCCUCUUCAGCUGUUUAAAGAGGUCUUAACUUUAAAAGAUACAGAACAUCCAUACACCUAACACUCUUUGUAUGCUGUUGGGAGUAUGAAGUAUUAAAAAGUCAAAUGGAGCACUUCUCAGUGCUCAAGAUGAGAUAUUUGUGCACUUUGAAUGUGUAGACAAAUCAGGUGUUCCCACAAGAGUUGGAUUUCAGUACAGCCUCAGUGAAUUUAAAACAAACAAAACCACAAUCCACAAGCAAUACUUCAUGCUUCAAGUUACGGGAUGUAUGAGAUGCUGUAGGAAAGAUCAGAGACUCCUUUGUGUGGUGGUUCUUUGAAAUCUGUUUUUGUGUGUCACUGUUAAGUUUGAAUUAUUUAAAAUGAAGAUGUUACAUACUUUUCCGUCAUAGUAGACCUAAUUGUAAGAUCACUCUCUGAGCAGGGAUUAAGUAAGCAGGCAGCAAGUGACAGCAGUUCAUGUCUUCAUAGUUCUGUCUUGUGAAUGUGGAAAUGAGCUGUACUAGGCUUUUAAAGUGUCUUGAACAUAAUUUGUAUGUGAUUGCUCCUGUUUUCUUAUUAAUAAAGUAGGGAAUAUUAAUGCUGACUUGGGUUUGACUGUAUUUGACAUGUUUUAGAGUAUAUUGUUACAAAGAUCGCUAAAUUGUGAUUUAAUACUUCAGAGAAACAGAUGCUGUGCAACCACUGAUAUCUCCAACGUAGUUUUACAAUUGUAGGAAAAAUAUUUUAGCAUGAUAAUGGAGACACUCAACUUUAACUAAUAUAGUUUAUCUGGCAAACAAGUAGCUAAUACUGUGAAGACUAAAGUUGUGGUUAAUCAGACUACUAGCUAUGCAGUCAAAUAGUAAUGUUAAUGUACCUUCCAGAAUAGUUUUUUUUUCCCCACUAAAACAUAUUUUAAUUGAAUCAUGCAAGUACAGUACUAAUUAGAUCAUUACAGUAAGUACUAAACUUGGUGUGUUUCCAAAAAAAAAGUCAGUAUCAACCUUUUUUGCAAUCUGCGUGUUCUGUUAUCUGGGUUCUGUUACGAUUAAUUAAAAAAAUGGAACUUGUUUUUGCAACCUCAGUAUAGACAAAACGCCCAUGGAGAAGCUGCUGUUAAGUGUUAAAAAUGUUUUGUUCAAGGAUGGGGCUGUAAGGCUUGAAAAGUAGAGCUGUAUGUCAAAAAUAACUUAAUGUUUUUGAGAACCAAUUUAAAUUCCAAAUGCGAUGGCAUGCCACUCUUGAAAACCAUUUCCUGAUGGAGCUGGGCGUGAAUGCUCACAAGCAAGUAAUUAAAAAAAUCUGGUGAGUUACUUAUUAAAGAGAUUAGAAAUACAUAGAGCCUUUCAAAACUCCUGUUCUUGAGAUUUCUGUGAAACUUGUAUGCAUGUCUUAUAAUUCUGUAUAUAUGCUGCAACCCUGCUGGGCAGCAUUUUUGAUGUGGGUUUUCUUAUGGAAAUGUUAUACAGGAUUGUCAUUUAUAUGGAAUUGUUGCAAAUUUAUACUGUGAGUAUUUUUACAGAAAUUCUGUAUAAAUAUUGUAUUUUUCAUUA